Colletotrichum godetiae is the source of this 1107-nucleotide messenger RNA. Its product is annotated as aspartic peptidase domain-containing protein. The transcript is spliced from 2 exons. The record is from RefSeq and is a predicted model, not a curated record. The annotation marks the transcript as partial. Lineage: Eukaryota; Fungi; Ascomycota; Sordariomycetes; Glomerellales; Glomerellaceae.
GAUAUUCCAUCGAAUUCGUUCAGUAUGCAUAUCGGCUCCGUCUGGUUACAAAUCGGAGGAUCACUGAUAUUCGGCGGAUACGAUCAAAAUCGACUGGCUGGCGAGGUGCUCGCGUCAGACGGGGAUUACACUGAUAACCCCAUCACCUUGAGAGACAUCAGCAUCGAAGUUAUCCAGGGCGACGGCCUCCUCGCUGCUGGAAAUAACUCGAUCCAGAACGGACUCCUCGUGUCAAUCGACGGCUGUGCUCCCUACAUCACCCUCCCGAAAUCAACAUGCGAUAACAUCGUCUCACACCUCCCAGUGACAUACGACACACAUCUCGGAUUGUAUUUAUGGGAUACGGAAUCGGCAGCGUAUACACGAAUCGUCUCCUCGGCGUCAACACUAUCCUUCACCUUCCUCUCCGGCACCAACACCGAGCCCCUAACGAUCCGCGUGCCUUUCCUCCAUCUCAACCUCACACUAUCAGAGCCUCUUACAGAAAAGCCAACGCCGUACUUCCCGUGCUUCAACAGCGGGUCUGGUAGAUACGCCCUGGGAAGGGCAUUCCUACAGGACGCUUUCCUCGGCGCCAACUGGGGCCAGUCCAAGUGGUGGCUCGGCCAAGCCCCGGGUCCCAACAUUCAGCUUUCCUCCAGCGUCGUUGCUAUUGAAGAAGCUGAUACGGUGAUCAAGACAGGGGAAAAUGACUGGGAGGAGUCGUGGAAAGGGGUAUGGAAAGUUCUGGGACCGGACAAUGAUAGUGGGACAAGCCCGACCGAGUCCCCGGCUGAUAAUCGCCAACCAACAUCCGCACCCGCAACCACCAUCUCGACCGGAGCUAUAGCUGGUAUAGCUAUUGGCGGUGCGGCUGUGCUUGUUACAUUUGGCCUGGGAAUCUUUUCCUGGCGUCGUCGAAGCCGAAAGAGAGGGAGGGAAUCAACAAAGGAAAGGGAGCCACCACAGCAUAAACAUGACGGCUCACAAUAUGAUUCUCGACCUCCUCCACAGACGGAGCCAGUGGAGGUGUACGGAUCGAUUCCAACAUAUAAAGGGAGAAACAAAAACGGAAAGCAAUUAAACUCGCUCGAAGAUCCUCGCGCCGACCGCGUUGAGCUGCCUUAG